ACCAAACGCGAAAAGAGGGAGAAGAAAACGCUUGAAUUAUUUACACCAGAGCCUGAGAGACAAAUUAUACGUUGUGGACACAUUUAACUGGCCUUAUAAGAGAGAUUUAAUUCUUAUCCAUGCAGUUAUAGGCUGGUUUUUGGCUGUCAGUGUGUUUAUAACGUCUAAAUGGACGUUUGAAGAACCAAAGUUACACUUUAGACGGGCAGUAUCCGGUUCAAAUAGGGGAGAGACAUCAUGGACUCUUUCAGCACGAAGAGCCUGGCCCUGCAGGCCCAGAAGAAGCUCAUGAGCAAGAUGGCAACCAAGACGGUGGCUAACCUCUUCAUCGACGACACCAGCAGCGAGGUACUAGACGAGCUGUAUCGAGUGACCAAAGAGUACACGCGCAACCGCAAGGAAGCCCAAAAGAUUAUUAAGAACCUCAUUAAGAUGGUGGUCAAGUUGGGCGUCCUCUACCGAAACGGCCAGUUCAACAACGAGGAGUUGGCACUAGUCGAACGAUUUCGAAAGAAAGUGCACACUCUCGCGAUGACGGCCGUUAGCUUCUACCAGAUCGAUUUCACUUUUGACCGUCGCGUCAUGAGCAAUCUACUCAACGAUUGUCGUGAACUGCUACACCAGGUCGUCAAUCGCCACCUAACAGCAAAAUCUCACAGUCGUAUCAACCACGUUUUCAAUCACUUUUCCGACUGUGACUUCCUCGCGGCGCUCUAUGGACCUUCGGAAGUUUACCGUGCACACUUGCAGAAGAUCUGUGAAGGAGUCAACAAGAUGCUGGAUGAUGACAAUCUUUGACCACUAACUUUUGUCUCAUUUUUUAAGGAAGUGAUAUGUUUAUUUGAACAUUUCUCUUUGUGUUUUUGUGCCCUCUGUUAAAAGAGCAAAGGGCUACUCUUGAAAUACUUUUGGUACCUUGCUUCUCGACAAGAUAGGACGUUUAAUGAAUUUAGAAGAUCUCGAAUGUAUGUUUGUCCUUCUAAUGGAACAUCUUUCUCUUCAACCUUCUUUAGCUCCUAUAUUUUUCGAGUCAGCUGGUGGUUAGGAGGCUGUUUACAGCGUGAACUUAAACGACCCAAUGCAAGUCUUGCUUGCGCUUGUCAGAGGGUAAUUUGAGAAUGCAGAUUGUCUUCAAGUUCAGCCAUCAGAGGAAGGCUUUCAGCUGACCAUUUGCAAACCUCUUUGAUGCCGAGACAUUUAACUAGGAAAUAUAUUUCAAGCACUGCGAAAACAAAAUGCACUGGGGGACGUCUAUGAAACUUUCAUCUCUAAUUUUAGGAAAUGAGUCUGGCUGCAUCGCUUUUAUCACUUCCUGUCAGUACACACAUUUCAAUCUGAAACCCGAAGGCUUCUUGUUAUGUCUGUUGUGAUUCAUCUUCAGACAAGAAGUUGACAAUGUUCUUAUUGUGAAGGAUCGCCCAUUUGUGAUUUUCUAAACUUGGUCAUAUAGCAGUUUACGCUCACCAUAUUUUCAUCUGUCCACUCCAUACUGCCUCACUGGCGGAGGUCUUUACCACGAUGCAGUUCCUUACAGAGGAACGAAGAUAAUGCACAUUACAACGUUUCACUGUACUACCUUUCAGCAUUCGUUUAUUAGCUGUUUUAAUGAAGGAUUUAAAUAUGAAUGCAUACAUUGCUGAGCCAUUAUUUCGGUUUAUACAUCACCUCUGAUAUCUGAAUGUUCAAAAAUACAAAUACCCCUUGAACUUGUAUGCACUUGCAAUUGAAGUAUAUGGGUCAUAUUGUGCAGUAUACUUGCCCCAUAUACUUCCAUUGUAAGUGCAAACAGUUAAAAAAAUUUUGGUAUGUUUUUAGAAGUAAAGGUCAAAUUUUUUCGGUGGUAACAGACUAUUCCUUUAAUGCCAAUUCUAGUGACUUUUUACACAAAUUUAGACCUCUGAUCUAGAAUUGCAUAUAACUGUGUAUUUCAGUCUUAGUCAAUCUGGCCUACUUAAAAGUAUUUUUCUGGUGUAGACGAAGCCUCUAUAAGGUGAUUAUAUGACAGUUUAUGGCCCCUUGGCCUUUAAAGGAAGAAUUUUUUUUUUUUUUCUGUAUGUAUGCACUUAUUAUUGUCUUGCUUUCUUUUUUUACGUCAAUAGCUGAGGGUUGUUGGAAUUUGUCUUGAUUUCUUGUGAAUAGUUGUUUUAGGCAGGCUCAAGCUUAUAAAUAAAGGAUUGAAAUACCAAAUGUUGAAGGACAUAAGUAAAUUUACGAGUAACCUUUCAAACGUUGACAGCAGCGAAAGCCAUACCUCCUGAUUAUCUAAAACCUCUCAGGGUUUAGUCUUGCAUGCCUUUUACACUUGGUGUUUUGAGCCAAUUUGAACCGAUUUAGGACUAUUGAAUGCAUUUUCUUCCUUUACCUGUGUAUUAAAGGACUGUUUUUCAAACUACAUGUCUUUGCGGUGGAAUUUGGAGGGUCAUUUUUGUUAAUCAUGAGCAAAUUCUGUCAAUGUAUGUUGUUGUACUUUUUUCUUUUUUCUAGAAAUGAUGUAUAUAAAUACAGUAUGUGUAUGUAUAUAAAUGAAUGUGUCAUUCUUAAGGAACACGGUUUCUGUUUUUCUUUAACUAGG
This is a messenger RNA of Myxocyprinus asiaticus (Chinese sucker), 2572 nucleotides long. RefSeq names its product tumor necrosis factor alpha-induced protein 8-like protein 1. Bases 238 to 798 code for a protein of 186 amino acids. Gene Ontology annotation, cellular component: cytoplasm. NCBI's taxonomy places the organism in Eukaryota, Metazoa, Chordata, Actinopteri, Cypriniformes, Catostomidae. The record is from RefSeq and is a predicted model, not a curated record. The transcript has 2 exons. Gene Ontology annotation, biological process: regulation of apoptotic process.